CACUAACCUCAAGCCGAUUUUUUUAGCAUCGACCCAGAAAGAUUGAAAGGAUUAGCCACGAAGAAAGAGAAAAUGUUGCUACUCAACAUCCUCUCUCCCCGGCUCGCUGUCCCAAACCAUCUCCACUCUAACAAAUCCUCUGCAAAACCUCCUUUUGAUUCCAAAAUCCAGCACUUAUCCUUCUGCACCAAAAUCAACAAACUUUCUGUCAAGUGUUGCCAUUCCGAGUACUACGACCAACAGCAGCAGUUCUCCUCCACCUUGCUCGCCCCUUCACCCGAGGCUUCCCGUCCACAACCGCCCUCAGGAGUGGGCGGGAUGCCGUCUAAGGUUUUUGUGGGUCACUCCAUAUACAAAGGGAAGGCUGCUCUUACUGUAGAGCCAAAGGCGCUUGAGUUCCUGGCUUUAGAUUCAGGUGUAUUUAAGCUAGCUGGAGAUGGUUAUGUACUCCUACAGUUCGCUCCAGCAGCAGGUGUUCCAACAUAUGAUUGGGGCAGAAAGCAGAUAUUCUCACUGUCCGUGACAGAAAUUGGAACUCUAAUUGCCCUUGGUGCAAGAGAGUCAUGUGAAUUCUUUCAUGAUCCGAAUAAUGGGAAAAGUGAAGAAGGUAAGGUCAGGAAGGUGUUGAAGGUAGAGCCACUUCCAGAUGGCUCUGGCCACUUCUUUAACCUCAUUACCUUUGUUAUUGCUCUGUGGCAUGUACAUGUUCAGAACAAACUAUUGAAUCUAGAUGAGAACAUUUAUAUUCCUGUUACCAGAGCAGAGUUUGCAGUCCUCAUCUCGGCUUUCAAUUUUAUCUUGCCAUACAUUAUGGGUUGGCAUGCAUUUGCAAGUUCCAUAAAACUAGACGAUUCCAACCAUGUAAAUAAUUCCAAUCCCAGGUAUGGAGGGGACCAUGAAUGGAGCAGGUAGGGGACAACUUGGUGCAAUGAUGGGUUAUUGGUCUUUGAAAGCAUUUCAAAUUGUACCAGUGCUUUAUCAGGGAAAUUUACCUAACAAUUUUGGAAUGUUAUGUGUUUUCUAAUUUUGUUGCUUAAUAUGGAGGGCAGAUUGAUUUAUGAAUUGAAUUUAAUGAUUUAUCGAUUUGUCGGAAAUUGUUUUCUGGGUUUUUAUGAUUGAGUUAUAACAUGCUCCCUUUGUUA
Messenger RNA from Tripterygium wilfordii, 1142 nucleotides. RefSeq names its product single-stranded DNA-binding protein WHY1, chloroplastic-like. Gene Ontology annotation, biological process: defense response; regulation of DNA-templated transcription. NCBI's taxonomy places the organism in Eukaryota, Viridiplantae, Streptophyta, Magnoliopsida, Celastrales, Celastraceae. The transcript is spliced from 7 exons. Gene Ontology annotation, molecular function: single-stranded DNA binding. The record is from RefSeq and is a predicted model, not a curated record. Bases 73 to 912 code for a protein of 279 amino acids.